This is a messenger RNA of Peniophora sp. CBMAI 1063, 393 nucleotides long. The record is from the annotation of a GenBank genome assembly. Lineage: Eukaryota; Fungi; Basidiomycota; Agaricomycetes; Russulales; Peniophoraceae.
AUGGUCACGAUAGCGCGAAAGCCGACAGAAACGAGAGUCCUCGACGUUAAAAGCAACCUGCGCAAGAUCAGGGACACGCUCACCUUACCCCGCAUUCUCAGCCCGGCACUCGGUCCGAACGCCGCGUCUGCGUCAUCUCGCCACCUUGAGCGUCUCCUCGCCUUGUCCUGCACGCCCAUAGGCGCCACUGUGUACAACCGUACUACGUCCCCCCAAUAUCAUACACCUUCAGCGCUCGUGAAUCUGGACUCUAGCGCCCGUGCGGGCCCAUGCUCCUCUCUUGGUGCAGUCUUCACCAUUGACCCGCGCGCGUCUGGUCUGGAUACGGCGUUCAGUGUGCUCGACGGUCAUAACAGCGCGUUCCGUGGUCUCUCAAUAUUCACCUCCCGCUGA